AUGAGGUGGGAGAACCAGACCAGUGUGUCCGAGUUCCUCCCCCUGGGGCACCCCAUCCAUCCAGAGCAGCGGAGCCUGUUCUUCGCCCUGUCCCUGGGCAUGUACCUGAUCACAGUGCUGGGGAAACUGCUCAUCAUCCUGCUCAUCAGGCUGGACUCGCGCCUCCACACCCCCAUGUACUUCUUCCUCAGCCCCUUGGCCUUCACUGAUGUCUCCUUCUCGUCUGUCACUGUCCCAAAGAUGCUCACGAAUAUGCACACUCAGCAACUGUCCAUCUCCUAUAGUGGGUGCAUUUCCCAGAUGUAUUUCUUUGUGGUCUUUGCUUGUCUUGACACUUUCCUUCUUGCAGUGAUGGCCUUUGACAGGUACGUGGCCAUCUGUCAGCCCCUGCACUACAACACCAUCAGGGCGGAGCUGUGUGUCUCCUUAGUAGCUGGGUGCUGGUUCUUUUCCCUUAUCCACUCUCUGUUGCACACCCUGCUCUUGAUCCAAGUUAUGAGGUGGGAGAACCAGAGCAGCGUGUCUGAGUUCCUCCUCCUGGGGCUCCCCAUCCGGCCAGAGCAGCAGGGUCUGUUCUUCGCCCUGUUCCUGGGCAUGUACCUGACCACGGUGCUGGGGAACCUGCUCAUCAUCCUGCUCAUCAGGCUGGACUCGCGCCUCCACACCCCCAUGUACUUCUUCCUCAGCCACUUGGCCUUCACUGAUGUCUCCUUCUCAUCUGUCACUGUCCCCAAGAUGCUCACGAACAUGCACACUCAGCAAAUGUCCAUCUCCUAUAGAGAAUGUAUUUCCCAGAUGUAUUUCUUACUGUUCUUUGCCACUCUUGACAGUUUUCUUCUUGCAGUGAUGGCCUUUGACAGGUACGUGGCCAUCUGUCAGCCCCUCCACUACACCACCAUCAUGAGGCAGGAGCUGUGUGUCUCCUUAGUAGUGGGAUCCUGGUUUGUUUGCCUGAACCACUCUCUGUUGCACACUCUGCUCUUGAUCCAAGUGUCCUUCUGUGCUGACAAUACCAUCCCCCACUUCUUCUGUGACCUCCCUGCACUCCUGAAGAUGAGCUGCUCAGACGUGUCCCUCAAUGAGUUGGUCAUCUUCACUGAAGCAGGAUUGGUCUGUUCCCUGUGUUUGGGUUGCAUCCUAGGCUCCUAUAUCCGUGUAGCGACUACUGUCCUGAGGGUCCCCUCCACUAAAAGUCUUUUCAAAGCCUUGUCUACCUGUGGCUCCCACCUUCUUGUUGUGUCUUUAUACUAUGGGACAGCUGCAGGAGUUUACUUCUCCUCAUCAUACACCUCCAGAGACAAAGAAAUUAUCGCCUCUGUGAUGUACACGGUCGUCACCCCCAUGCUGAACCCCUUCAUCUACAGCCUGAGGAAUAGAGAUAUAAAACAGGCCUUUGAGACAUUUGUCAAUAAGAUUACUUUCAAAUGAUGACCUGUAAAUCAUCUGA
This is a messenger RNA of Talpa occidentalis (Iberian mole), 1447 nucleotides long. RefSeq names its product olfactory receptor 1J4-like. The record is from RefSeq and is a predicted model, not a curated record. Gene Ontology annotation, cellular component: membrane. NCBI's taxonomy places the organism in Eukaryota, Metazoa, Chordata, Mammalia, Eulipotyphla, Talpidae. Gene Ontology annotation, biological process: G protein-coupled receptor signaling pathway. Gene Ontology annotation, molecular function: olfactory receptor activity; G protein-coupled receptor activity.